Messenger RNA from Ceratina calcarata, 1524 nucleotides. Its product is annotated as golgin subfamily A member 4. NCBI's taxonomy places the organism in Eukaryota, Metazoa, Arthropoda, Insecta, Hymenoptera, Apidae. Gene Ontology annotation, cellular component: ciliary basal body; cilium. The record is from RefSeq and is a predicted model, not a curated record. Bases 31 to 1521 code for a protein of 496 amino acids. The transcript has 7 exons. Gene Ontology annotation, molecular function: microtubule binding.
UUGAAAUCGUUCAUGAAACCUGGUUGAAAAAUGCAACGGUCAAGAUCGAGGAGGAGAAAGAGCAAAAAGAAGAAGGUGAAGAAGAAAUGUGUCGACGAGAGGGAGACCCUCUCCUACGAGCAGGAGAUCGUCGACCUCAACAGACAGCUGGCACGUUUGAGGAGUCGAAAUGAGGAACUGGAGCUGGAUGCCGAAGCUACGAAAGGGAAAUUUCAAAAAUUGGAAGAGGACCGCGCAGAUAUAAUCGCCUAUUUGAAAAGGACUUUGGAAGAGAAGAUCGAGGAGUCCAGAGAACUUUCCGAGAGGCUCACUGCCUUGGAAGAAUUACGGAAAGAGGAGCUGGCAGCUUAUAAAAAGAAAGAGGAAGCGAUGGACCAAGAGUAUCGCACGAUGGAGAACAAUCUCAGCGCUGAAGUUAAACUAGCCGCUGGAAAAUUGAAUGCGUUGGAGGAUUGGCGAUUAGCGCGACUGGAUUUAAUACAGAAAUUUGAGAACCAGGAACAGGAAAUGGCUGAACAAGAGAAACGGCACAAAGAACAGCUCUACGAAGCCGAGAAAUCUGUAGUAGUUGGAAAAGCGAUGUUGCAAAAGGAGAUGAAGGAACAUUUGCAGAUAUUAUCAGAAAGGCUCCUCACAGCGAUCACUUUAAGAAUAACCGACGUGAUGAACCGUACGAUUCGCGAGAACGUCGCGCUGAAUCGUGAUCUCGAUAAAUUAAUGAAGAACAACAGAGAAUUAGAAACGGUGAACGUUGAGCGUAAGAAGACUGAACAGACGUUGAGGUUGAAGUGCGAGUUAUUCGAAACCGAGACGGAGAUCGUGUUAAAAAAAACGUUGAAGCAACGAAACGCUAUCCACCAAAUCGUUGAAGAAUUCCAACUGUUGUUAGCGCGUUACACAGAUGUGGAGAGAUCCAACACCCGUUUAAGUACAAUGCAAGCAAUUUUGGAAGAUAUAAUCAAACGAAAAGAUGAAAUACUGAACGUAGACUUGAAGGAGUGCGAGAAGAACGUCGUUAAAGCCAGAGAAGAAAAUAAACGAUUGCUAGAGACGAUACAUGAACAAGAGGGAAAAAUGGAAACGUUGAAGGAUAUUUUAAAUAGAGCUAGCAGUUUUCUGAACGAGGCUUUGCAAGUAGCGGAAGAGGCUUAUAGUAAGAAUCAAUGCCUCGGUUGCAUGGGGCCGAGUAUGCUCCAGACGCUUUUGGAGAUACUAGAAACCGAAGACAUCGUCAAUGCCGUUGAUUACACCGCAUCAGAACUCGACGACAUUGAUUGCAAAUACGCUAUGGGAUGUUUGGGUCUUAUUCAACCUGUGAAAGAGAAGAAAAUUAAGAAGAAGAUGGAGGAAGAGAAAGAGGAGGAAAUUGUUCAGGAAGAAGAGUCAGUACAGAGCUUUGAGAAAGUACCAUCGUGCUUGUUGAGUGACAUCAGUUCAAGCGUUGAGUCUCCAAAAGAACUGGAAAACGAAUUGCAAGAUGAAUUAGAAGAAUCUCAAACAGGAAGUGCAGUGCAACUAUGAAGC